UGGUAACGGGCAGGCCAAUCGGGCGCAAUAUUAUAUUAUACACGUACACGACGCGACGCGACAGCGACAGCUUCCCAACAGCAGAUCGGACAAGGUUUGUGAAGAACCUCGAUACACGACUAUAUGAGCUGAUUGUAGUAGACCAGAGGCCGAGCAAGAACACUAUCCGACGACGUAGACGAGGCACUGGAGGCAGCUAAUUCGACGAAGCUUUACCAUGGCGUUAGCAAAUCUCAAAAUUGGUUUCAUUGGGGCUGGAUCUAUGGCGCAAGCAGUGAUAGAAGGUUGGAUUCGUGCAAAUGUUGUCAAACCAAACCAGAUAAUGGCCAGUGCACCCAGUGACAGAAACCUCUGCAAAUUAAGGGAAAAGGGCCUGUCCACAACCCAUGACAAUGCUGAGUUGGUCAAAUCAUGUGCAGUUAUUGUCAUUGCAUGCAAGCCUUAUCAGUGCAAGGACGUACUACCCCCUUUACCAUUCGGUCCACAUCACCUUGUCCUGUCGGUUGUAGCCGCCCUAAGCUGCCCUGCCCAUGAAGCCUUAUUGCCUCCAGGAACCCGGUUAGUGCGAACCAUGCCCAACGUUGCAAUCGCCGUCUGCGAAGGCAUCAUAGGAGUUGUCCGGGGCUCCCACGCAACGGACGAAGACAUGGCACUCGUAGAUAAACUCGUACAACCCAUUGCCUUCUACGAAGUGAUGUCUGAUCCUCAGCUCGAUCUUAUGUCUUCUGCAGUUUGUACUGGAGUAGCUUGGGCUGCCAUGGUAUUGGAAGGUCUUGCUGAUGGAGCUGUCAUGGUGGGACUCCCUCGCUCUUUAGCCUUAAAAACAGCCGCCAUCACAUUAAUGGGUACUGGCAAGUUACACAUGGAGACUGGCAAACAUCCCGGAGAGAUCAAAGACUCUGUGUGCUCUCCAGGUGGAUCUACAAUCAGGGGUGUGCACGCCUUGGAGAAGAGCGGCGUGAGGGCAGCCAUGAUGAAUGCAGUUGAGGCAGCCACCGAGCAAAUCAAAAACAUGUCCAAGAAGUGAACGGGGGUGUUCCUUCUAUCAGAACAGCGGUAUAUCAACACCUGUGGCUUGUAACACAAAGCUUAGAAUUAAGUUAGCAAUCAUCAUAGAACAUUCUUUUAAUGAUCGAUUGCAUUGACUACAAUUUACAAUUAAU
Molecule: messenger RNA, 1163 nt
Organism: Lytechinus variegatus (green sea urchin)
Lineage: Eukaryota; Metazoa; Echinodermata; Echinoidea; Temnopleuroida; Toxopneustidae
Product: pyrroline-5-carboxylate reductase 3-like
Exons: 6
Coding region: 218-1027 (269 amino acids)
Biological process (GO): L-proline biosynthetic process
Molecular function (GO): pyrroline-5-carboxylate reductase activity
Source: RefSeq, a predicted model, not a curated record